GGCGGCGGGGACGACGACGACGACGGAGGGAGGAGGCGGAGAAGCUGGAGGCGGAGGCGGAGAGUCGUUCAUAAAUGGCGCCGAAGCAGGACCCGAAGCCCAAAUUCCAGGAGGGUGAACGCGUGCUGUGUUUUCAUGGACCGCUCCUUUAUGAAGCAAAGUGUGUAAAGGUUGCCAUAAAGGACAAGCAAGUGAAAUACUUUAUACAUUACAGUGGUUGGAAUAAAAAAAGUGCUGUGAGGCCCAGGCGCUCUGAAAAAACUUUGAAGACACGUGAGGAUAUUGUAGCCAUUUUUCCUGUUCCUGAAGGAGCUCCCUCAGUACACCACCCCUUCCUGACCUCUAGCUGGGAUGAAUGGGUUCCAGAAAGCAGAGUACUCAAAUACGUGGACACAAAUCUUCAGAAACAGAGAGAGCUUCAGAAAGCCAAUCAGGAGCAGUAUGCAGAAGGGAAGAUGAGAGGGGCAGCUCCAGGAAAGAAGACAUCUGGUCUACAGCAGAAAAAUGUUGAAGCACUUUUUCAGAACAGAUGGAUCACUCGCUGUUUGGAGACCUCUGCAAUAUCAAUGCGGAAAACCAAAAAGAACAAACAGAAAACUCCUGGAAUUGGAGAAGGUAGUAGUACCAGUGAGACACCUCAACCACCUCGGAAAAAAAGGGCCCGAGUGGAUCCAACGGUUGAAAGUGAAGAAACAUUUAUGAACAGAGUUGAAGUUAAAGUAAAGAUUCCUGAAGAGCUGAAACCUUGGCUUGUUGAUGAUUGGGACUUGAUUACCAGACAAAAACAGCUUUUUUAUCUUCCUGCCAAGAAGAAUGUGGACUCAAUUCUGGAAGAUUAUGCGAGUUACAAGAAAUCACGUGGAAACACAGAUAACAAGGAGUAUGCCGUAAAUGAAGUGGUGGCAGGGAUCAAAGAAUACUUCAAUGUCAUGUUGGGCACUCAGCUGCUCUACAAAUUCGAGAGGCCACAGUACGCGGAGAUCCUCGCUGAUCACCCCGACGCACCGAUGUCGCAGGUCUAUGGAGCCCCGCACCUGCUGCGGUUAUUCGUGAGAAUUGGAGCAAUGUUGGCCUAUACACCCCUUGAUGAGAAGAGUUUGGCUUUAUUGUUGAACUAUUUGCAUGAUUUCUUAAAAUAUUUGGCGAAGAAUUCUUCAGCGCUGUUUAGCGCCACUGACUAUGAGGUUGCCCCUCCUGAAUAUCAUCGGAAAGCUGUCUAAGGAGUCAGAUGCUUUUUGUUGUCUUUGGGUCUCUGUUAAGCUAUCUAUAUGUUCUAUUAGUCCCUCUCUUGCACAGAUAUUGUACUUUAAAACUGUGUUUAUGUAAAACAGGACUGAUGUUUAAAUAGUCUCUUUUGUUUGAGAUAGAAAGUACAAAGGGGGGUGGCUUCAGCCCUUCCUUCCCUUUCUGAGUUGCUGCCAGUGUGUGCACGAACGGACACAGAGAGUGAUAUGCUGUAUAUAGGAUGUCUCAGUGUAUAUUUGACAAAGCUGCUUGAUUUCUGGUGGUUUCAUCCCUUUGACACUAAGCACUUUGAUGAUCCCUGUGAAUGCUAAGUGACAAAACACCCUGAUUCCUAGUGCCAAAGGUUUAAUUCAUAUAUAGCUCCUGACUCAUUUGUGCUCGUCUUUCUUCCUAGUGCUUGAAGUAAACAUGUUAUUUCUCAAGCCUUUUUCUCCUCACCCACAUUGUUGAAGAACGGUGGUUUGUGUUUCUGUUUUCGUAUUUUGAUUCUAAUGCACAUUCUCACGGUAGAAAAAAAGCGUUAUUGUGUAUCUGGUUUUCUGGGAAAGGUGAUCUUUCAGGAGUUGUUUUACAGUCUUGGAAAUAAAUCUUUUUUAUUUAAAAAUA
This is a messenger RNA of Phascolarctos cinereus (koala), 1851 nucleotides long. It is a transcript of the gene MORF4L1, whose product is annotated as mortality factor 4 like 1. The record is from RefSeq and is a predicted model, not a curated record. Gene Ontology annotation, cellular component: NuA4 histone acetyltransferase complex; nucleus. Gene Ontology annotation, biological process: chromatin organization; regulation of DNA-templated transcription. Lineage: Eukaryota; Metazoa; Chordata; Mammalia; Diprotodontia; Phascolarctidae.